UGUGUGGUUUAGUUUCAGCUGGUUGAACUUUUUUUUAUUCAUUGAUAAAUAAAUAUAGCAAACAGACUGGUAACACUCGAUUCUUCAUUGUACUACAUAGGUUACAAUCAUUGUAGUUUUGUGUGUCAUUCAUCGUAGAAAAAAAGUCUACUAGAUGUUACCCACUGAAUAGAUGCUAGUUGGACAAUGGAGACGUUGAAUUUCAACAUCAGUCGCAUUAGCAAUCUCUGACCUUGUGUAACAAAUUUGUACUGGCACUCUCCGGCAGUGUGAUUGAAUGAGUUAGUGGCGUGAUACAAAGACACUUGUUAUCAUUUUUGGUUCCUUUUUCUGUUUUCUAUUAAGUGUAAAUGAUAAGUUCUUUUAUUCGAAAUUGUGCGUUGGCUCGUUAUAAAUGUAAAACGGUUGCUUUAUUCGAAUUAUCCAGCAGAAGGAUGAGCGAGAAGCAGGACAACAUUCUAAAUGCAGCUGAUAGUUGGUUCAACAAGUAUGCUGCAGUCGAAGAUGCUCCCGAAGGGAUUUUCAAAGGGGUAUCUGAUAGAUUUAAUGGCAUAACUGUUGACUCAAAUCUAGAAACAUGUCUUCCAGAUAAGUUCACUUCAAUAUUGCAAAAAUCUCUUGCAUACUGGACGGAAAGUCGAAAACGAGGCAUAUGGUUUAAGGUGCAUUUGAAUUCUAGUCACUGGGUACCAGAAUUGGUUAAUAAUGAUUUCAAGUUCCAUCACGCCAAAGAAAACUUCGUCACCAUGUACCGUUGGUUGCCGUCGGAUGAAAGCGUUAAUAUUCCGCCGUAUGCCCACACCAUGGUCGGAGUAGGAGCCAUCGUUGUAAACAAACAAAACCAAAUCUUGGCGGUUAGUGAGAAAAAUGCUUUGAUAAAAAAUUCCUGGAAACUACCCGGGGGUUACGUAGAACCAUCUGAAAAUUUCGUGGAAGCCGCAAUUCGGGAGGUGCAAGAGGAAACGAGUAUUAUGACGAAAUUCGAUACGGUCAUUGCGAUAAGGCAUGCUCAUAAUGCUGGUUUUGAAUGUUCUGAUCUCUACAUUGUGAUGGCUCUUACACCGGAGAACAAAGAAAUCAAAAAAUGCGAACGCGAAAUUUCCAAGUGUGAGUGGAUGAACAUUGAUGAUUAUUUAAACCAUCCAAAGGUGCACGAGACAAACCGAAACUUUCUUCGUCUUUAUUUGAAGUACAAAGAAAAUGGAAUAACACUGACAUGCAAGGACGAAGUUCAUCAAAUUUUGAAAAAGCAGUACAAUAUUUAUUCGGUCGACCUGACUGAGAAAAAGUGUUGAUUAAAUAAAAGGCAGGAAAUCCAAUGUUACAGUUUUGUCGAUUGAUAGGGCAUUGUGUUGUGUUUGGUUGUAGAUUUCCAAAUAUAUUUUCAAAUAUU
Molecule: messenger RNA, 1393 nt
Organism: Culex pipiens pallens (northern house mosquito)
Lineage: Eukaryota; Metazoa; Arthropoda; Insecta; Diptera; Culicidae
Exons: 5
Coding region: 351-1295 (314 amino acids)
Molecular function (GO): NAD binding; ADP-ribose diphosphatase activity; NADH pyrophosphatase activity
Source: RefSeq, a predicted model, not a curated record